This is a messenger RNA of Megalopta genalis, 3605 nucleotides long. Its product is annotated as ATP-binding cassette sub-family G member 4. The record is from RefSeq and is a predicted model, not a curated record. Gene Ontology annotation, molecular function: ABC-type transporter activity; ATP binding; ATP hydrolysis activity. Gene Ontology annotation, biological process: transmembrane transport. Lineage: Eukaryota; Metazoa; Arthropoda; Insecta; Hymenoptera; Halictidae. Gene Ontology annotation, cellular component: plasma membrane.
AUCGCGUGAUUGUAUUCCUCGGAUGGCUACGUAGAGCACUCGGACCGACCGUGGACGGGACCGCGACCGCGAUUAGGAGCGUGGAACAUAGUCGUGUCGAACAUCGAUCAGCGCCGUUCAGUGGAACGUCGUGCCGCGUGUUGGCUGGCAUUAUUCUUGACGGUGGUAUGCCGAGUUUUCCGUUUCCAUCCGACCGAAAACCAGAUCGUUGUUCCUGCCACCAAAGAGAACUCGGGACGUUCGCACGCCUCUAGCUCAGGCGGUGGUCGAGCCGUUCCCUCGAUAACGAGAUAAGUCCGUCCCGAGAGAUAAACGAUUUGAAUCAUGGUGGAGCACGGCAAGCGGGACCAUCACGUCGGCGCGACGAACAAUGGCACCGAGGGGCGAUGAUUGAAACGGGAAUACCGGAGUUUGCACAAGCCAGAACGAACUAGCGUGGUACGGAGCGUGUAGAGCACGGGGCUCGCUGUUGAACCGCCGUCAGGAUCAAGUUCGCGCGGAAACUGUUACGGAGCGAUCGAAGAUGAAGCUCGAAGGCGGUUGCUCGCACGAGGAUAACACCAACGAGAUCCUGCUGCAGCCCAGAAAGGGCUCGGGGACCCGGCUGCAAAUCGUCCCGACGCAGCCGAAGACGAUCACCCAUUUGCCGAAGAGGCCGCCGGUCGACCUGGCGUUCACGGACCUGGUCUACUCGGUGCGAGAGGGACACAAAAGCAAUGUGAAGACAAUCCUGAAGUCCGUCAGCGGCCGGCUGCGAUCCGGCGAGCUGACGGCCAUCAUGGGCCCUUCCGGCGCGGGGAAGUCCACGCUUUUAAACAUCCUGACCGGAUACAAAUGGAGCGGAGUGGAGGGCAGCAUCACGAUGAACGGCCACGAGAGGAACCUUAGUGCCUUCAGAAAGCUCUCGUGCUACAUCAUGCAGGACAAUCAGCUACACGCUAACCUAACGGUGGCCGAGGCCAUGAAGGUCGCCUCGAACCUUAAACUCGGCGCGAAUGUGAGCAAAGCGGAGAAAGAGGAAGUGAUCCAGGAGAUCCUUGAGACUCUAGGUCUCUCGGAGCAUGCUCUCACGAUGACCUCGAACCUCAGCGGUGGCCAGAAGAAGAGGCUCUCCAUCGCUCUUGAAUUAGUCAACAACCCGCCCAUAAUGUUCUUCGACGAACCGACCAGCGGUCUGGACUCUUCGUCCUGUUUCCAAUGCAUCUCGCUGCUGAAGACUCUGGCUCGAGGUGGCCGGACGAUCAUCUGCACGAUCCAUCAGCCCAGCGCCAGGCUGUUCGAGAUGUUCGACGCUUUGUACACCUUGGCGGAGGGCCAGUGCGUCUACCAAGGGUCCACGUCGCAGCUGGUGCCGUUCCUUCGAAACAUAAACCUGAACUGCCCUAGCUACCACAACCCGGCCUCUUUCAUAAUCGAGGUGUCCUGCGGAGAGUACGGCGACAACAUCAAGAGCCUGGUGAACGCUAUCAACAAUGGAAAGUACGAUAUUCGGGAGGGCCAUCCGUUCCCCGAGAACAAACCCGAGGCUCUGAACAACGAACCCGCGGAGGCGUUCCAGAAGGACGAAGCCGCGGAGAACGCGGAGCCGAAGGACAAGAACGACAUGAAGAACUUGGAGGAGAAGUUUCAGGACAAGAACACGAAGGUGGCGAACAAUAGAAGCCUGAUCCCGACGUUCGCGAAUAACGAUAUCGCGAAGCAAGCGGACGUCGUGAUAUCCAUGGACAUCGACAAGAAGGACAAUGCUGAUGCGGCCUUGUUGGACGACUCUCUCAAUGGUAGAACUCCGGAGAGAUACCCUACGUCGGAGCAUCAACAAUUCUGGAUCGUUUUGAAGAGGACCUUGCUCUUCAGUCGCAGGGAUUGGACUCUCAUGUAUCUUCGACUGUUCGCUCACAUCCUGGUAGGACUUCUGAUCGGUGCGCUGUACUACGACAUCGGCAACGACGGCGCCAAAGUACUUAGCAACCUCGGGUUCCUCUUCUUCAACAUGCUGUUCCUCAUGUACACGUCCAUGACCAUCACAAUUCUAUCUUUUCCACUGGAGCUGCCGGUGCUUCUGAAGGAGAACUUCAACAGAUGGUACUCGCUGAAGUCCUACUACUUGGCCAUCACGGUGUCUGAUAUACCGUUCCAGGCAAUAUUUUGCGUGAUAUACGUCACGAUCGUGUACUUCAUGACGAGUCAGCCGGCGGACUUGAUGCGGUUUAGCAUGUUCCUGGGGACGUGUUUGCUGAUCGCGUUCGUCGCACAAUCGGUCGGUCUGGUCGUCGGAGCCGCGAUGAACGUGCAAAACGGAGUGUUCCUGGCGCCGGUGAUGUCUGUGCCGUUCCUCCUGUUCUCCGGCUUCUUCGUCAGCUUCGACGCUAUCCCUGUGUACCUCAGGUGGAUCACCUAUCUGAGCUACAUCAGGUACGGGUUCGAGGGCACCGCGCUGGCCACGUACUCCUUCGGUCGGGAGAAGCUGAAAUGUUUCCAGGUAUACUGCCACUUUAAAAAUCCGGAGACCACCCUGGAGGAACUGGACAUGCUGGACGCGGACUUCACGCUGGACAUUCUUGCCCUGCUACUGAUAUUCUUGGUUCUCCGAAUCAGUGCCUAUCUAUUCCUCCGUUGGAAACUGAAGACUGCGCGAUAGGCCUUCCCCGAUGAUCUGUUAAACAUUUACGAGCCGAUGUAGAACGCAUGGAAAAUUUUGCUAAACGAACCGUGUGACAGAACCGAAACGGUCCUCGGUGCCAUCCCGAACGUCUCGACGGCCGUUCCGCCGAGAGACGGGCUGUCCGUUGUCCGUCGAACCAAUUGUUGCACGCCGACUAAUCCAUGAGAUCUAACCCAUCGUAAUUUAUUCGAUUUUCUUAGUUUUAUAAACGACAAACGACGACUAAUGCAGCAACCGACGCGACAGCGUUCGUUCAGGGUACCAUUUCGUCCUUUAUAAUGCGUUUAAUUAGACAAGGUAGCAUGGUCUCCGGGGGGAGGGUGCACCCGAGCACACGAGGAUUGCGGGGCGGGAAGGUGGCGCGCACGUUUCGAGAUGACCCCGAUCGGGAACGGGACCGCCGUUCCCCCGCAGGAAUAAGAGGCGUUAAUUGAUAAACGUUUCGCGAGCGAUCACAAUUUCUGUUCUAACCACCACCUAUGGCUGUGAGUUUGACGACGCAGAAGAGUUAACGGGGGCGACAAACGGAUCAUCUUGCCAACACUUCGAUAAAACGUAUGUUCGUCGGCGGCGAACGGGGUGCCCCACGUUCGUCCUAACUCUUCUCAAUUAACGUGUCUCUUAUACAAUAUACGGUAGCAUUGUAUAUUCUGAAACUAAUCGCGACACACCUCUAUUUUGCAAACGAGCCUACUUUUUUGUAAGAAACUGAAACACAACCAGAUCGGAAACGGAUAGAAAAAAGGAAAAAGUGAACGCGAAAAAUAGUACCGAACUAGCUUUUCCAAGGCCCACAACGGUGUCGUCGGAUCAACGCUUAGCGAUCCCGGACAACCGACGUUCUUCUUGUUCUUUGUCCUUUUCUUUUAUACGUAAUUGUACUAUACACGACGCCGACUCAAACAGAUGUACUUUAAACAGAAAAUACGUUUCUAUAUAUUUA